ACACUCCUCAUCACGAAAGGGGUUCCUGCAUUAACAACCAAUCUAGAUUUUAGUCGAUUGUUGUUAGACCCCAAUUUGUAAAAUACCCAAUUUCCAAAAUCAUCAGAUAAACCCUAACCCUAGUUUUUUAAUUUUGGGUGUUUGGGAGAUUAAUUCAAUUGACUGGAGAUAGUAAAAGGGGAUUCCUUUUCCCAGUGCAAUUGAAAAAUUGGGUUGAAUUAAGAAUUUCUUGGUGUAAAUUUGUUAAAUUCUAUUAGAAUUUUCAAGAGAUUGAAGAAUUGAAAUUCGAUUCAAUGUCUUGGGCUGGUCCUGAAGAUCUUUUUCUUUCUACUUCACUUGCUACUUAUCUUGAUAGAAAGCUUCUUGUUUUGUUAAGGGAUGGUAGAAAGCUCCUAGGGAUAUUAAGGUCCUUUGAUCAGUUUGCAAAUGUAGUUCUUGAAAGUGCCUGUGAUAGAGUGAUUGUUGGUGAUCUUUACUGUGACAUCCCGUUGGGUUUGUAUAUUGUCAGGGGAGAGAAUGUAGUAUUGAUUGGAGAACUGGCUGUAGGUGAGGAAGAGCUUCCGCCACAUAUGACAUGCGUCUCAGAAGCAGAAAUUAAACAGGCUCGAAAGGCAGAAAAAGAAGCUAGUGAUCUGAAAGGAAUGAUAAGAAAGCAGAUGGAGUUUUUAGAUUUUGAUUGAACGUUGAGCUCCAUGCCUCCUUAAGACUUUGUUAUCUACCAUUCUUAAGUCAAUUUCCCCUUCCUCCGCAAAUAUUAAAGCGGAUAUCCUUUAAAGGUAGAGUAAUUAAAUGGGAUGCUCGACCCCAUAACCUGUCUCUCCUUUCCCUUUUCUUCUUAGCUUUCUUUGGCCUCUAGACCUGUACCCCUUCUUUUUUUCUUUUCGUUGAGGUUAUUUUGGACUCAUCAGAAAAGAAUGAUCACAUUGAUCAGUUUACAGAUACUAUGUGCUCAGUUGCACCUGGAUAUGGUUAGUGCAAUGUUUGUCGCUCGAUUCAUAACUGAUUACUGUCUGAAUUGUGAUUGUGCGGCUUUAUUUCCUGUACCUCAAUUACAACUCAAUGCUGUUACAAUUUUUGGUUAUUGAUGUAUAGCCAUGUUUUUUGUUAUGGCUCCACUACUAACCUGUUUAUUGUAACAACAAAGAUACUGUAGAUUGUGCUUUUAAUUUGCAAUUGUCUUUUCAUUA
Messenger RNA from Chenopodium quinoa (quinoa), 1187 nucleotides. RefSeq names its product sm-like protein LSM1B. The record is from RefSeq and is a predicted model, not a curated record. Gene Ontology annotation, biological process: deadenylation-dependent decapping of nuclear-transcribed mRNA. Gene Ontology annotation, cellular component: Lsm1-7-Pat1 complex; P-body. The transcript is spliced from 5 exons. Bases 294 to 680 code for a protein of 128 amino acids. Gene Ontology annotation, molecular function: RNA cap binding. NCBI's taxonomy places the organism in Eukaryota, Viridiplantae, Streptophyta, Magnoliopsida, Caryophyllales, Amaranthaceae.